Molecule: messenger RNA, 1156 nt
Organism: Aspergillus caelatus
Lineage: Eukaryota; Fungi; Ascomycota; Eurotiomycetes; Eurotiales; Aspergillaceae
Exons: 1
Coding region: 695-961 (88 amino acids)
Source: RefSeq, a predicted model, not a curated record
CUGAAAUCAACAUGGCUGGGCCACGUCGUGCUACCUCGUUUUCCCCUCUUAUACUGAAGGCUCCCAUACAUUCCAUUCCUUUCUUCCUCUGAUAUCCCUUGGAAUGCUUCUGGGGAUUUCGAGAAAAUCAAUUCACCCCACCAACUCAUCUAUCGAUAACCCGAUUGCAUAGAUCGAACUAUUUACCAUCGGUCUUUUGGUUCCGAUCUUCACCUGUUCUUCUUUAUCCCAGCGAUCUUAAUUCCGACGGGCUUUAUUCUAGUCUUCAAUUGCGAGACAAAUAAUUAAAUAUAUCUACGGUCCACCAAAAUGAAAAAGAACGACGCCAUCGCACUCAUCAUCAUCAUCCUUUUCCUCAUCCUCGCCAUCGCCGGCUUCGGAAUCUACGCCAUGCAAAACCACGUCUCGUUCUUCUCGAAGAAGAGAGCCGUCGAUGAAGAAAGUGCAGAAGAAGGAGGAUAGUUUGCGAUAAAAAAUUUCCGAACUCUGAAUUUUUACUCAACUUUUAUCUGACGACGCACGAUGUCGCAACUGUUCAUUCAUACCUCGGGACGACCCGACUCGGGCUAUUGACUCCAUGCCCCCCCCUCCCCCCACCGGAACACGCAUUCCAACCCCCCCGAGCCGCUAUGGAUUGCUUUUCUCCCACUACCCUUAAUUCAUCGCGGAUACUGCCGAUCGAACUUUCUCUAUUAUGCUACGCUACGCUAUACAUACGACCUAUAAAUAUCGGGGACAGAUGGGUUUUGAUUAUGGGAUCACGAACUGCGAUGCGAGGAACUCUUAUGCUGAUUAUGUUUAUGUUUAUGGUUAUGUCUUAUGGUUUGAUAUGAGUUUAUAUGACUUUUGGGUAUUCCUUUCAUGUUGCUUUCCGUUGUCGGUGGCUUUUGUUGGAAAAGUACGUAUUGGUGUUCAUAUUGUUCUUGUUCUGUGGUUAUAUAUCAAUUUUGGGAUACGUUGACAUGAUUUUAGGAUGUGCAUAUUUUCUAGGUGGAUUGAUGGAAUUGUAUCAUAUGUUUGUUAGAUUUGAGAUAUAUCAGAUUUCUUUGAUGAGAUAAUGAGAUGGAUUUUAUGCUGCAUGUUGAUUUUCAGGAGUUGACCAUUUGAUACUAGUAUAAAGGACUCAAAUGUGUAUCAUUAUAAUUUUAUGUUAAGA